Messenger RNA from Dreissena polymorpha, 1252 nucleotides. Its product is annotated as glyoxylate reductase/hydroxypyruvate reductase-like. Lineage: Eukaryota; Metazoa; Mollusca; Bivalvia; Myida; Dreissenidae. Gene Ontology annotation, cellular component: cytosol. The coding region runs from base 196 to 1194 and encodes 332 amino acids. The transcript is spliced from 5 exons. The record is from RefSeq and is a predicted model, not a curated record. Gene Ontology annotation, molecular function: hydroxypyruvate reductase [NAD(P)H] activity; hydroxypyruvate reductase (NADH) activity; NAD binding.
UUAUCGGGACAACGCAUUAAUGUUUAUGUUUCAUUUUAUCGUGUCCGUGUAUAAAUAUGUGACUUGACAGAGAGGACUUAAUUAUCGCAUACUCGUAGGAGUAGAAACCCCAAUUACAGACGGCGUUGAUUUUGUUGACGGAUACCGCACUCGUUUCUGUCAAAUAUCGAAGUUACUGCCGACGAAAGUUAAAUCAUGAGCACGCGCCCGCGCAUCUAUCUGACCCAGAAGAUACCGGAAGAAUGCGAGGGAUGGCGUCUACUCAGGGAAUCGUGUGACGUCAAGGUUUACGACGAAAUCGAAACUGGUCACAUGAUAGUACCUCGUGACCAGUUACUGCGGGACGUCCGCGGUGUGGAUGCACUUUAUUUGGCAUUGCCGGUGCAGGUCGAUGCGGAACUUCUCGACGCCGCUGGCCCGCAGUUGAAGGUAAUAGCUACCAAGUCCGUCGGCUUGAACCACAUUGAUUUGGCAGAGUGCGCCCGACGGAAUAUCCCAGUUGGCUAUACACCGGAUGUGCUUACCGACGCGGUCGCCGAAGCAACUAUCGCUCUGACUUUGGCAACAGCUAGAAGACAUAAAGAAGGUAUCCAAGCGGUUCACGGCGGCCAGUGGGGCAAAACCUGGGAAAGUUCUCUGUACCUCUGUGGCAAGGACAUCUGCAACUCAGUCGUCGGCAUUGUCGGCCUCGGGCGCAUAGGACUCGGCGUUGCCAAGCGACUGCGCGCGUUCGGGAUAAGUCGUCUGCUGUACUGCGGGCGCGCAUCAAAACCGCAUGCAGCAGAGGUGAAUGGUGAAUAUGUUUCGUUCGAUGAACUAUUGAAAAUGUCCGAUUUUGUUAUUGCGUGUUGCUCAAUCACCCCGGAGAACCAUCAUUUAUUUAACGCGGAUGCGUUUGGAAAGAUGAAGAAAUCGGCCAUUUUUAUCAACGCGUCACGUGGUAUCCUUGUUGACCAAGAUGCGCUCUACGUUGCGCUUGCUUCCGGACAGAUUUUUGCAGCGGGCCUGGACGUUACGACUCCUGAACCACUUCCGCCGGACCACAGACUGCUGACGCUACCAAACUGCACUGUACACCCACACCUGGGUAGCGCUACUGUUACGGCCCGGCACGCUAUGGCGGACCUGUCUGCUCGCAAUGCAUUGGCCGGUUUGAGAGGAGAGCCACUUCCUGCGCCCGUUCCGCUGAUCUGAUGGAACACAAAUAUUCUUCUGUUUAAAAAUGUUUGAUUAAACAAUCAUGCUUGUUUAA